Messenger RNA from Ceratosolen solmsi marchali, 603 nucleotides. RefSeq names its product bolA-like protein 3. The transcript has 4 exons. Lineage: Eukaryota; Metazoa; Arthropoda; Insecta; Hymenoptera; Agaonidae. The record is from RefSeq and is a predicted model, not a curated record. The coding region runs from base 222 to 545 and encodes 107 amino acids. Gene Ontology annotation, cellular component: mitochondrial matrix.
UGACGCUGUCACGUGUGCCGGCAAUUAACCUGAAAUUUUUAAACUCAACAAUUGAAUAGUUUGAAGGAUGAAAGACAACAUAACCCUCAACCUCACAGUAAAUUUUAUAAAAGUUGAAUUUUGUACCGCUGUUUUAUUUAUUGAAUAUAAAAAAAAUUGAAUCUUAAAAGAGUGAACGCAGCUAUAUAGUUUUACGGACAUAGGAAACUCGAUAUUUGACUAUGUUUUAUCGAAUGAAAGCAUUAAAUUAUCGUAAUUUUUCGUUAUUGUCUAGAGUUUGGAAUGGACCACAGAAUGUUUUAACAGGCAAACAAGCAGAGGAAAAAAUGAUAAAUAUUUUAAAGGAUAAAUUUCCAAAAGCUGAAACCAUUGAAGUUUCGGAUGUAUCAGGUGGCUGUGGUGCAAUGUUCGAAGUGAACGUUAUUGCCCCCGAAUUCAGAGGAUUAAAUACCGUAAAACAACAUCGAAUUAUUAACGAAGCACUUAAGGAAGAAAUUAAAGAUAUGCAUGGUAUUCGGAUACAUACAGGAAUACCGGACUCCUAGGUAGUGAUAAAAUUAAAAGAUUUUUUUAACUAGAAUAUUUUCUAUUGUAUAUAUAUAU